AUCUUGACAAAAAUAAAAACAUGGCCGCGGAAGUGACACCCAAGAAACCUCCCGACUGGAAAAAUUUGACAGACACAGUUCAGGACGCCGAAUCUUUGCGACAGGAGUCAAUUAAUGCACACCAUGAUCAUUUAAUUACAGAAAUAGAAACCUCAGAUGGUCCACUUGGCACAUCGCUGAGAGCUGUGUAUGAAGGUGAUGAGUUAGAAAAAUUUAAAGAAAGUCUGAAUGAGCAUAUAAAGACUCAUGAUAAGGAGAUUGAGCGAAUGUGUAACUACCAUUACCAGGGGUUUAUUGACUCGAUUCGGGAACUCCUGAAAGUCAGUUGUGAUGCUGCACAGCUCAAGGAUGAAAUUUCUGAGGUGAACAGUUCACUGCAAGACUCCUGUAAACCACUAUUAACAAAAGGGGAGGAACUUGUCAAAAGUAGGCGUGUCCAGAGGAACAUAGCAUCAGCUGUUGAAAAUUUAACUUUAUGUUUACCAGUGUUAGAAAUGUAUGGCAAACUUCAAGAACAAAUGUCAACAAAGAGAUAUUACCCAGCAUUGAAGACACUUGAGCAGCUUGAGCACACAUAUCUCCCCCGUGUGGAAACUCAUUGGUUCUCACAGACUAUGAAGGAAGCCAUCCCAAAACUCCGGGAACAAAUAAAAGAUGCCAGUAUGUCAGAUCUCAAAGACUUUUUGGAAAACAUUAGGAAACACUCGGCGAAAAUUGGAGAAGUAGCGAUGAAGCAUGCUGCCGAACAGAAUAAUAUGGACCCAGCCAUUGUUCAGUCCAAUAAGAAAGUGAAAACAAAGAGGGCACCUAAACCCCCAAACCCAUUUACUGGGGAGAUUGAGAAGGAGGAGGAGGAUAAAGCUAAGGGUGUUAUUGCUGACCCCAGUGGGGACGAUAUGGGUGAGCUGAGUGCACAAGAUCUGAUAGACUUUUCUCCUGUUUAUAGAUGUCUUCAUAUUUACACUGUAUUGGGAGACAAAGAGAAAUUUGAGACUUACUACAGAAAGCAAAGACGAAAACAAGCUCGACUUUCUCUCCAGCCCCCACCUAAUAUGCAUGAAUCCAUUGAAAACUUCAAGAGAUAUUUCCAUGAUAUUGUUGGGUUCUUUGUAGUAGAAGAUCAUAUUCUGAGUACAACUCAGGGACUUGUUAAUCGAGCCUACAUGGAUGAACUCUGGGAAAUGUCAGUUUCCAAACUCGCUGCUUCUCUCAGAACAAGUGCUGCCUCCUGUAAGGAUUCAGAGAUGAUGCUAGAUAUUAAAAAGCUGAUAGUACUGUUCUGUCAUACCCUCAGGGGAUAUGGUUUUAGUGUAGGACAUCUGUUAGAGUUGCUGUUAGAAAUGAGAGACCAGUACAGUGACAUUCUGACCAGACAGUGGGUGGACAUCUUUAAUGAGAUCUUCAGUGAGGAUAAUUACACUCCCAUCUAUGUAGAGUCUGUAGAGGAGUAUACCGCCAUUGUCACACAAUUUCCAUUCCAAGACGAGGAGCUUGAACAGGAAUCAUUCCCAAAAAGAUUUCCCUUUUCCCUUUUUGUGCCAAAUAUCUAUACACAAGUCAAAGCAUACAUCAAUGCUUGCCUCAAAUUCUCUGCUGAUUUACACUUAAGCCAUACAGAAAUAGAUGAUAUGAUUAGAAAAUCAACAAACCUAUUACUGACGAGGACACUUGGCAGUUGUUUGUCCUCAUUAAUCAAGAGGCGGGAUUUAACCUUACUACAGUUGAUACAGAUUGCCAUAAAUAUGAAUUACUUGGAGAAAUCCUGCAGUUACUUAGAAGAAUAUAUUUCUAGCAUAACAGGAGCACAGAGUGAUAGUGUACACAUGGCAAGGCUCCAUGGAACUUCAAUGUUUAAGGAUUCCAGAAGUGAUGCUGAGGAGCACAUAUACAACAAACUCAAUUUAAAGAUUAGUGAAUUCAUAGAACUAGCUAACUAUGACUGGUUGUUGCCUGAGUCUAAAGGACACGCUAGUGGUUAUAUCACAGAUCUGGUGGCUUUCCUUCAGAGUACCUUCAUGUCUUUCACAAAUCUUCCAGAAAAGGUUGCCAAAACUUCCUGCAUGUCUGCGUGUAAACAUGUGGCUACAUCCCUAAUGGAGUUUAUUAUGGAUAACAAUGUCAAACAUGUUACCAUGGGAGCACUGCAGCAGUUCAACCUUGACCUUAUUCAGUGUGAACAAUUUGCUGCUUCUGCUCCAGUACCAGGAACAAGGGAUGGGACUCUACUCAUGGCGUUUGCUGAUCUUAGACAACUUUUGGACCUCUUCCUGAAUUGGGACUGGUCCAUCUACCUGGCAGAUUAUGGCCAGCCUACAUCCAAAUAUAUUCGGGUCAAACCUAGUGAUGCCAUUAGUUUGUUAGAAAAGCUGAGUAAUACAGACAACAAGAAAAAGACUUUAUUUACUGCUUUGAAAAAGAAUGAAAGAGACAAGAAAAAACUGAUAGACACUGUCCUUAAGCAACUUCGUGGGUUAGUGAAUGGAACGCCUUCCAUAUGAAUAUCAGGAACCACAUUGGGAGAACAUUGGGAGUACUGGUAGUAUGAUUUACCAUGGAGAGCAAACUUUUUUUUUUAUCCGAGAUUUGAAAUUUUGGGAAUGCAGUCACAGGCUAAAUCAUCUGAAAGGGCUUGAAUUUUUUGUUGGUGUGUCAGUGUGAAAAGAAAUUCAGGAGGAUUUUUUUCUUGUUUAUUGUUUAUAAAAAUUUUUUUGUCACUGAUCAGUUGAAUGAAAGGCAGUGUUUCUGAUAUAAUUGCUGUGAAUUAAUGCUAGUUUAUGUAAUUGUUACUGUAUAUCCACCAACAUAAAUGUGCAUUAUGAAGCUACCAAAUAUUUCCACAAUACUAAAUAUUUUGUAAUAGGUCUGGGAUGAUAUAUGGAGAUAUCGAUUCUGUGUGAGGACGAUACGCAUAUCGAUGUGUGUGAAUAAAUAUCGAAGUAUCACCAAAAAAAAAAUCUUAUAUGUUUUUCUUUGUUUUCUUAACAUUUUGGGUUUAAUAUAUAAAAUGAAUAUGCUAAAUAUAUAUAAAUAUGAAAUACAUAAUAAUUAACACUACUUGUGUAAAAUAAUUUUGUUUUACAACAGAUAUACAACUUCUUUGAAUAAAUUAUUCUUAUUUGUGAAGAAAUAUUUUGUUUAUUUCAAUACAAAAAAAGAGAUUUUAUAACCAAUUAAACAUAUCGUGAUACAUAUCGUAUCGUGGCUCAAAUAUUUUGAUAAGUAUCAAUAUAGAGCAAAUUGUAUCGUCCCAGCCCUAUUUUGUACAUCAAUAUCAAAAGAUAUAUGCACUUUUUCCAAACCAGUUGAAACCUUUCAGGUUACUUUGUUUUUUUUUAAUGCAGACUGCAGUUUGUUUUGCAGUUUAGAGUUGGGCUGUCACAUCUAGGAAUUGCACACGUUAUAACUGUAUGAAGAGGGUAAUAAUUUGAACCAACAACAAUUUCAAAAAAACAUUUUUGAUGAAAUUGAUUUUCUACAUAUGAAAAUAAUGCCUACUGACAUACAUAUAAUUAUAGUGCUUUUGAACACAUUGUCUUAUAUACAUGUACUUGAUAACAAUUAAUUCCAGUAUUUAUGUUUUUUGGUUGUAAAAGAUCAAUUGCCAUUAAUGUCACACACAUAAAGAGAUGUUUGUCACAGUUUGAAUGAGUGAUCUGAUUGUCAUUUGUGGAAGAUAUAUCAAUUGUAAAACAUUAUACAUACACAUACUGCAGCAUUCACACUGAUUUUCAUAUUUCAAACAAGUCACAAACUUAUUUUAUUGUCAUCUUGAGCAGUUGCAUAUGAUAGUCAUCCUUAAAUGGACUUGAUGCAGCUUCUAAGAAAUUUAACAGACGUUUCCAUUGUCACACAAAUGUACAUGUAAAACACAAUUCCACAGGUGCUUCAAUCAAGUUUCAUUGUGUGAAUCACAUUUAAAAGCCACCAGUACAGCCAUUAUAAAGUAUUGGUGAUCCUCUGUACAUAUAUUGUUUAUUGAUAAUUUUUAAAUAAUUUAAAGCACCACCAUAUUUGGGUGAGCAGUAAAAUUUACAGUACUCCAAUAUACUGCAACAGUUACAGCAUCAGUCUGAACACAUUUUGUAUGUACUGAAGGUAGGGUAAGCCACUCUGUGUGUGAUUUAUCAUUUUUGCAAUGAAGAACGUAGUUAAAAUUGUUAUGCAGUUUAAGUGCUAGGGAUUGGGAGGGUUUCAAUAUUUAUUAAUCAAUGUGCAAUAUUACAAGUGAUCCUAAUUAUAUCACUUUUAUCAUAGGUAUUUCUUUGUUGAUUUUAUUUCCUUGUGCUUGAAAAUUUGGAAAUAAAAGUUAAAAUAUUA
Messenger RNA from Saccostrea echinata, 4317 nucleotides. RefSeq names its product exocyst complex component 6B-like. The record is from RefSeq and is a predicted model, not a curated record. The coding region runs from base 21 to 2498 and encodes 825 amino acids. NCBI's taxonomy places the organism in Eukaryota, Metazoa, Mollusca, Bivalvia, Ostreida, Ostreidae. Gene Ontology annotation, biological process: Golgi to plasma membrane transport; intracellular protein transport; exocytosis. The transcript is spliced from 23 exons. Gene Ontology annotation, cellular component: membrane; exocyst.